AUCUGGUACAAGUGGAGCUCUGGAGCGAUGGAGUUUACAGGCAAGGAUCCGGUAGAUGCAUGGUAUGAAGAAAUUAAGGAUUAUGACUACAACAAUCCUGGAUUUUCCAGUGAAACUGGGCACUUCACACAGCUGCUAUGGAAGGACACCACAGAAAUGGCAAUUGCUUACUCGGUGAGUGGGCAGACGGCGAUAGCGGUGGCGCAUUACUCCCCGGCUGGAAACAUCACCAACGAGGGGUAUUUUGAGAAGAACGUUCUGCCCCUCGCAGCCCCUCCUGAGGCAAAAGCAGAGCCUGCAGCCGAGAACGUGACAGCAGAGCCUGCGCCGGAGCCCCAAGCCAAACCAGAGGCAGAGAAUGCAGAAGAGAAAGCCGAAGAGCCUGAAACAAUCCUCAGGACCCCAAAGACAACACCUGUGGUCACACCCUCGCCCGAGGCAGAACCAGAGGAAAAGGAAGUGGAAGCUCCAGCAGCUGUGGCAGAUAAUGAAAUGAGCAUGUUUGAGUCCGAAGCUUUGGAGGCUCACAAUCAUUACAGAGCGAUGCACGACGCACCAGCGCUCCAAUACAGUUUUGAACUACGGCAAGAAUGCAAGAGGUGGGCAGAAUACCUGGCAUCCAUGGGAAUGGCAGAGGACAGCAAGACCAAGAACGGCGAGAACAUCUGGACCACACUCAGCACCGCAGCAGAAAUUUCAGGCAAAGACCCUGUUACUGCGUGGUACAACGAAAUCAUUGAUUACAACUUUAACAGUCCUGGUUACAGCACACUGACAUGUCGAUUUACCCAGAUGGUCUGGGUGGAAAGCACACAGAUGGGCAUUGCUUAUGCAGUAGGGACCAAGGAGAUAUUUGUGGUGGCCCAGUACAGCCCAGCUGGAAACAUCAUGGACCAGAACUCCUUCCAAACUAACGUGCGGCCAAAAGACUCACUCUCCGUGGACUCCAAAGAUAAAAACGACGCGAUUUCUCAACAAACGGUCGACAAUGAGGCAGCAGUACUGGCGCGGUUUGAGAAGGAGGCUCUGGAGUCUCACAACGUGUACCGAGCUCGCCACAACACAGCGCCUCUGUUCUUCAGUGGGGAACUGAGCAAGGACUGCAAGGUCUGGGCAGUAGCCCUUUCACAGAAUGGUGUCAUUGCACAGAGUCCCACCAACUUCGGCGAGAACAUCUGGUCCAACCCUAACAUCACGGAAGGAGAAAUUGCAGGAAACGUUGCAGUGGACAGCUGGUAUUCAGAAAUUAACGACUAUGACUUUGAAAAUCCUGGACCAUCCACGAAGACCGAACAUUUUACUCAGCUGAUCUGGCAGGAGACCACCGAGAUGGGGAUUGCGUAUGACGUGAGUGACAAAGGGGCUUUUGUGGUGGCUCAGUACAAGCCUCGCGGGAACACACCCGGUCCGGAAUCCUUUGCCAGGAACGUCCUCCCACUGGAUGCCUCGUACAGCAAGCCCGCGGCUGAACCAGCAUCUCCCGCUGCACCAAAGGAGGAAGCUCCAGCAGGAGAGAAGCCAACAGCUGAGAAGGAACCUGCCAAGGAACCUGAAACCAAGGAGGAACCAGCUGAGGAGCAGGCAGCCGAAGAGAAACUGGCCGAAGAGAAACCGGCCGAAGAGAAACCGGCCGAGGCAAAACCAGCCGAUGAACAGCCUGCCGCAGCAGCAGAAUCAGCAGCCUCUCCAAAGGGAGAAAAGAAAAAAGCACAUCGUCACUGUCCCAAGAAGAAAGAUCCAAAACUGAAGAAGGCCGAGCGAAGCCCAUGCGACCCCAACGCUCUCCAGAGAUCACAGUGGAGGCCCCAGUACCCCUACAUCCCAGCCAUACUUGAUCACGUCUUCAAGUCGCAAGGUUCUGGUAUCUUUGCCUCACAGUUGCUGAAAUCUGUGAAUGAGUACCGGAAGAGGCAUGGAGCAAAACCAUUAAUCCUAAACCCAGAUGUCAGUGAAAAGGCUACCAAAUGGGCAAGACAUCUGGUAAACUCCAGGACACUGCAGCACAGUGUCACAUCGCAUGGGGAGAAUAUCUGGUGUCAGCAGAGCACAAUCAGGCAGGAGGUGACAGGACAACAGGCUGCUGACUCGUGGUACAACGAAAUUAAGAAUUAUGACUUCUCCUCUCCUGGAUUUCAGAAGAAUUGUGGUCAUUUCACACAGCUGGUUUGGAAAGACUCCAAGGAGAUGGGGGUUGGCCUGGCAUCUGAUGGUAAAGGUCUCACUAUCGUGGUGGCUCAGUUUAACCCAGCUGGUAACAUCACCAAUCCGGGCUACUUUACUAGAAAUGUCCUGCCCGCUGGCAGCAAGGUGCAGGAGGAUGAGGGUUCGUCAGCCCCCAGAGGGAACACAAGCAAACCUGGUGCACCGGAGACAGGCUUGUUGGCACCUACAUCAGGUGAAGAUUCAGGAAAUUUUGCCGAACAGUUGCUGAAUUCCGCAAACAAGUAUCGGGCGCGCCAUGGAGCACAACCUUUAAUCCUGAACUCUCAAAUCAGCAGGGAUGCAGAGAAAUGGGCAAAACAUCUUGUCAAGUCUAGAACACUGAAGCACAGUGACACACCAUAUGGGGAGAACAUCUGGUAUCAACAAGGCCCUGCAGAUUGCCAGGUCACAGGACAGGCAGUUGUUGAUUCCUGGUACAAUGAAAUUAAAGAUUAUGACUUCUCCUCCUCUGGAUUUCAAAAGAAUUGUGGCCAUUUCACACAGUUGGUGUGGCAAGAUUCCAAGGAGAUGGGAGUUGGCCUAGCAUCUGAUGGCAAAGGUUUCACUGUCGUGGUGGCUCAGUUCAACCCAGCUGGUAACAUCACCAAUCCAGGCUACUUUGCUAAAAACGUCCUGCCCCCUGGCAGCAAGGUGCAGCAAGGUGGAUCAGCCCACAGAGAAAAAGUCAAGGCAUCUGACACUCCAGAUACAGGGAAAGCAGCACCAGUUUCGGGUGAAGAUUCAGGAAAUUUUGCCGAACAGUUGCUGAAUUCCGCAAACAAGUAUCGGGCGCGCCAUGGAGCACAACCUUUAAUCCUGAACUCUCAAAUCAGCAGGGAUGCAGAGAAAUGGGCAAAACAUCUUGUCAAGUCUAGAACACUGAAGCACAGUGACACACCAUAUGGGGAGAACAUCUGGUAUCAACAAGGCCCUGCAGAUUGCCAGGUCACAGGACAGGCAGUUGUUGAUUCCUGGUACAAUGAAAUUAAAGAUUAUGACUUCUCCUCCUCUGGAUUUCAAAAGAAUUGUGGCCAUUUCACACAGUUGGUGUGGCAAGAUUCCAAGGAGAUGGGAGUUGGCCUAGCAUCUGAUGGCAAAGGUUUCACUGUCGUGGUGGCUCAGUUCAACCCAGCUGGUAACAUCACCAAUCCAGGCUACUUUGCUAAAAACGUCCUGCCCCCUGGCAGCAAGGUGCAGCAAGGUGGAUCAGCCCACAGAGAAAAAGUCAAGGCAUCUGACACUCCAGAUACAGGGAAAGCAGCACCAGUUUCGGGCAAUGAAAAGGAUGCUUUGAUUGCUGAGCUGCUUAAAGAGCACAAUAGUUUACGAGCUCGACAUCAGUCCCCACCACUCCAGGUCAAUCCUGAACUGUCUAUACAAGCAAAGAAAUGGGCAGAGCAUCUUGCCAGUAUCAAAGCACUCAAGCACAGUGACACCCAAUAUGGAGAGAACCUCUGGUACAAAUGGAGCAGCAACAAAACACUACCAACAGGGAAAGAGGUGAGUGAAUCCUGGUACAAUGAAAUUCGGGACUACAACUUCAAAGCUCCAGGAUUUAGUAGUAAGACAGGACACUUCACCCAGCUGGUGUGGAAGGCAACAAAAGAGAUGGGGGCUGGACAAGCAACGGAUGGGAAAGGCACAUUCUUUGUGGUGGCAGUCUACAAGCCAGCAGGGAACAUCAGCAAUCCUGGCUAUUUCAAGGAAAAUGUGUUACCUCCCAGGAAACAAUGAGCCAGGAGGAUGAAUAAGAGUGGCACUUAUCACAUGUAGCUGCCCCAUACAAUGCACAAAUAAUAUCUUUUUGAAAUUUAAUUAAUGCUUUAAAUGGUACUUUUUUCCAGGUUAGAGGAAUUUAGCUGAAAUAUUUUAAUAAUAAUAUGCAAAGCUCAGUGAGUAAAUACGGAUACUUGUUCAACUCUAAUUUCCUUCUCCCUUCUGUUUUUGCUUGUGGUUUUUACUGCCUGGGUUUAAGAUAUGAAAUUGCUGAGCAAAAUACAUCUUUCUGCUGCUUUCUUUUAAGGCUGUCCUUGAAAUUUUCUACAUUUCAUGAUAGUUCACCUUUUCUAAUUUCUCUAUGUACUUCAGUAUCAAAUUAUAUUGUUAACCCCCUUCACAAGAGCAAUAGGCUGUUUUAAUACAAUAAAAUCACAGUAUACUAUACACCUCCAAGGUCUGAUCAUCCAGCACCCUCAUUUCUUUGUUGUGCUAGACUUGUAGAUUCCUGUUUUUAAUAAUAUUAAAUUGAAAAGGAAUGAGGGACAGAACUGUUAAAUGUAGAUGGAGCUAGGGAACUAAGCACCAAUGAGUUUUAAGGGAAUGGUCCUGGGUGUCUCAAGUGGGAAAGAAAGCCUGUUGAGCCAUUAAGACUACUGUCGGGAUUUGGAUAAUUAGUAUUUUACGGUAUGUCACUGAGAUAUUUGAGGUACAACCUAUAUUGUUGUAAUCCUAGCCAAUACAGUGAGAAGGGUGUGAUUGAAUCAGAAUCAGGUUUAAUAUCACCAGCAUAUGUGAAAUUUGUUAACUUCAUGGCAGCAAUACAAUGCAAUAUAUGAUAUAAAAAGAAAAAGUAAAUCAAUUACAGUGAAUAUAUAUAUAUAUAUACAUACACACACACACAUAUUAAAUAGUUAAAUUACAAAUAAUGCAAAAACAGUAAUAUUACAAUGAGGUAGUGUUCAUGGGUUCAAUGUCCAUUUAGGAAUCAUAUGGCAGAGGGGAAGAAACUGAUCCUGAAUCACUGAGUGUGUGCCUCAGUCUUCUGUACCUCCUUCCUGACAGUGACAAUGAGAAGAGAGCACAUCCUAGAUGAUGCAGGAACAAUCCCAUAUGCAGACUGCAUACACAAUAAUUAAAGAAGAUAGUUUUAUUAACACAAUUUGUAUCAGAGUUUGGGCAGAGAAAUGUGUAGGAUUUUUCCUGCCAAUAUGUAUUUUGUAAUAAAAGCUGGGAGUGGUCUAAGGGAAAGUUAUGUUAAUUUGCUAGCUGACUUGUUUCUCUUACUGGAGCUGAUUUCACCACUCUUCUGUUCCUUCUGAGCACUGGUGUUAAAUACUUUCCUACUGCUGUCAUGCUGUUUUUCCUUCAAGCAGCCACCAAUGAAUAACACCCUUUGAAUGCAAAGGGACACAGACCUCCUUUGGGGCCUUUAUGAUGCACCAUAGCAACAGUGCGCUGAAGUAAACUGCAGAUUUUCCAAUCUUAAAGCCUUUCAUGAUGUUAGUGAGAUGUUUGGUAUUAGUAUGUGGAAACUCUCAUCCAUUUAUUCAUUGUAUUUCGUCAAUUGUUAAAAGUGACUGUUUUUAAUGCUGCUUUUAUUUUACAAAUUAUGCUCUCAGCUGCUGUAGUGAUUGUAGAGACUAUUAGAAUAAAGAAUCACUUGG
Mobula hypostoma (lesser devil ray) is the source of this 5585-nucleotide messenger RNA. RefSeq lists its product as uncharacterized. The coding region runs from base 28 to 3936 and encodes 1302 amino acids. Lineage: Eukaryota; Metazoa; Chordata; Chondrichthyes; Myliobatiformes; Myliobatidae. The record is from RefSeq and is a predicted model, not a curated record. The transcript is spliced from 26 exons. Gene Ontology annotation, cellular component: extracellular region.